This is a messenger RNA of Neoarius graeffei (lesser salmon catfish), 2862 nucleotides long. It is a transcript of the gene dnajc12, whose product is annotated as DnaJ (Hsp40) homolog, subfamily C, member 12. The record is from RefSeq and is a predicted model, not a curated record. The transcript has 6 exons. Gene Ontology annotation, cellular component: cytoplasm. The coding region runs from base 162 to 671 and encodes 169 amino acids. Lineage: Eukaryota; Metazoa; Chordata; Actinopteri; Siluriformes; Ariidae.
CCGCCUCACGUACAUUUAUUUUAGUGUCCGAUAGCGAGACCGAGCAGCUCCAAGUACCUGAUGUUGCGACUGCAGUAAGCGCUUUAUCGAAGAUUGCUAGGUUGGCAAGAUAAAGGAGUUAGAAAUACGAUAUUAGGGUUACUGAGGUUAAUUCCACACUCAUGGAGAUGAUAAAUUGUAAAAUGGAAGAUCUGGAAGAUUAUUAUGGCUUGAUUGGGUGCGAUGAGUUGUCAACGACUGAACAAAUUAUGGCAGAGUAUAAAGUCAGAGCCCUGUCUUGCCACCCUGACAAACAUCCGGAAAAUCCUGAAGCAGUACAAGACUUUCAAAAGUUACAACAGGCCAAAGAUAUUCUCAUAGAUGAGACCAAAAGAAGAAAAUAUGAUUACUGGUUGAGAAGUGGCAUCACUGUGCCAUUCAGUGAAUGGCAGGCCUUGAGUGACACAGUUAAAAUUUCAAUGCAUUGGGCCCUUAAAAGCAAAAAGGAGCCCAUGCUAAAAGCAGCAAAAGAUGCACCUGAAUUCCAAGCUGGUCAAUCAGAAACUCAAGUGCCAAUAGAGGGGAUAUCAUCUGAUGAAGAAUGUUCAGGUGGUUAUUGGCUUCACAAAUUUCGGUGUACAAGUGAUGCUCCUUCAGGCCUCUUGAAAAGGUUUAGAAGUUAUCAAAUAUGAAGAAAUAUUGCCUAUAAACUCAAUAUUUAGAACACUGUUAAUUUGUGGUUUUGAUGAAUAUAUAAAAUAAUUUAGUGGUUUUUCAUAUUGUGGAAUAAUGCAUGGUUAUUGUCCUCAUUCAGUGGCAAAAUGAAGCUGUAUUUUCAUAGUCCAUACUACACAAUGCUAGAGAAUAUUGAGUCAGUGUUAUUGAAAAUGCAUAGGAUUAUUGUUUAGGGUAAAAUUGUAAGGUGAUCAUUUAAAUUGCUUUCAAUAAAAAUGUCUCAUUUUUAAAGUUCUAUCAACCGAACUGCCAGGGAUUGGUGUUUAAGACAUGGAUUCUGCACAUGUGUACACAUGCUCAGAUCUUGUGUUGUAUGGUGACCAUGUGACAUAGUAUUUCAUUAUAAAAUAUGAUUGUCUAUUACCCCAUUCCCACUCAACAUGAAAACCAUAUGUUUUCUGUUAUUAGGCAGUAAUGGUGUCAUGUGGGAAUGGGAGUAAAACAGCAAAGUCAAAACAUUUAUCUAUCCCCUGUCAACCUAGUAACAUUUAUGGAAAUCUUUUGUCAUGGCUCCAGUGGGAAUCAGAAUCAUCAGAUUUGUGUUGUGACCGGUUGUGAUAUUACCGAAGAUAACAUAAAUGAUGUAGUGAUAUUGUUAUGGCAUGAGUCAUACUGCCUCACUGUAAAGCAACCAGCAGCAAACUUGAAACAAGAAGCAAAGAAAACAUCGGCAGAUACAGUGGAACCGCCAUAUACGUUGGGGAUGCGUUUCAAGAGCUAACAUGGACAACUGAAACCGUGGAUAGGAGCAAACAAUUUGUUUAGCUUGUUUUUCACGUACAUACGGUGUCUUGCAAAAGUAUUCAUCCCCCUUGGUGUUUGUCCUGUUUUGUCGCAUUACAAGCUGGAAUUAAAAUGGAUAUUUGGGGAUUAGCACCAUUUGAUUUACACAACAUGCCUCCAACUUUAAAGGUGAAAAUUGUUUUAUUGUGACACAAACAAUAAUUAAGAUGAAAAAACAGGAAUCUGGAGUAUGGAUAGGUAGUCGUCCGUCUCCCCCCCCCCAAAAAAAAAAAGGCAAUACUUUGUAGAGCCACCUUUUGCUGCAAUUACAGCUGCAUGACUAAUGUAUGACUCAUUAGCUUAGCACAUCUAGCCACUGGGAUUUUUGCCCAUUCCUUCAGGCAAAACUGCUUCAACUCCAAGUUAGAUGGGUUGUGUGUUGGUGUACAGUAACUUUCAAGUUAUGCCACAGAUUCUGAAUUGGAUUGAGGUCUGGGCUUUGAUUAGGCCAUUUCAAGACAUUUAAAUGCUUUCCUUUAACCCACUCCAGUGUAGCUUUAGCAGUAUGUUUAGGGUCAUUGUCCUGCUGGAAUUGUAAACCUUUGUCCCAGUUUCAAACCUCUGGCUGACUCAAACAGGUUUUCCUCUAGAAUUGCCCUGUAUUUAGUGCCAUCCAUCUUUCAUUCAAUCCUGACCAGCUGUCCUGUCCCUGCAGAUGAAAAAUAUCCCCACACCAUGAUGCUGCCACCACUAUGUAGGAAUAGUGUUCUCAGGGUGAUGGGUUUGCGCCACACGUGGCAUUUCCCAUGAUGGCCAAAAAGAUCAGUUUUAGUCUUAUUUGACCAGAGAAUCUUCCAUGUGUUUGGGGAGUCUGCCACAUGCUGUUGGGCAAACUCCAAACGCGUUUUCUUAAGCAAUGGCUUUUUUUCUGGCCACUCUUCCAUAAAGCCCCACUCUGUGGAGUGUAUGGCUUAAAGUGGUCCUAUGGACAGAUAUUCCCAUCUCCGCUGUGCAUCUUUGCAGCUCCUUCAGUGUUAUCUUUGGUGUGUUUGUUGCAUCUCAGAUUUAAUGCUCUCCUUGUCCAGUCUGUGAGUUUUGGUGGGUGGCCUUCUCUUGUCAGGUUUGUAGUGGUGACCUAUUCUUUCCAUUUUGCUAUAAUGGAUUUAAUGAUGCACUCUGGGAUAUUUUAUAAGUUUGGGAUAUUUUUUAUAACCCAACCCUGAUCCAUACUUCUUCACAACUUUGUCUCUGACCUGUUUGGAGUGCUCCUUGGUUCUCAUGUUUCUCGUGCUUAGUAGUGUUGUAGAGUCAGGGUUCUUCCAGAACAGAUUGCUUAGUAUACAUAUGACAUUGUGACUUAUGAAGUGAAUUGGUUGGACCAGCUCUUAUUUAGGGGUUUCAUACGAAACAGGGGUAAAUACCUAU